This is a messenger RNA of Alosa sapidissima (American shad), 1075 nucleotides long. RefSeq names its product oligodendrocyte transcription factor 4 (gene olig4). The transcript has a single exon. Lineage: Eukaryota; Metazoa; Chordata; Actinopteri; Clupeiformes; Clupeidae. Gene Ontology annotation, molecular function: protein dimerization activity. The coding region runs from base 152 to 991 and encodes 279 amino acids. The record is from RefSeq and is a predicted model, not a curated record.
UCCAGAGCUUCAUUUAGCUUUUUUCCCAUCAGAGACCCUUUGCUGAUACUGCAUUUUUUGGGUGUUCUUUUGGUAUUUCUUCAGAUUGCUGAAAAAAGUUUUGUAGCUUGCUCUUUCUUCGUCAAUUUUGUUUUUUUCAUCCUUUACUGAGAUGGAUUCUGACAGUGGUUCCAUCGGCAGCCGUUCCUCCUCACCAGAGCUGGUGGUGGGCUCAUCCAUGGGCAGUUUCUUCUCCAACCAGAUGUUCCAGGAGUACUGCCGCAAGGAAGGGAGCAGUCGCGACUCCCAACCCAGGAUGGAGAGGAGCUCUGGGGCCACGGAGGAGCACAACACCGGGGCCAAGGGCCGCAGCCGGGCCAACCUGUCCGGGGACGACCUGCAGGAUCUGCGGCUGAAGGUGAACAGCCGCGAGCGCAAGCGCAUGCAUGACCUGAACUCGGCCAUGGACGGGCUGCGGGAGGUCAUGCCUUACGCCCAGGGCCCCUCCGUCCGCAAGCUGUCCAAGAUCUCCACACUGAUGCUGGCCAGGAACUACAUCCUCAUGCUGUCCAGCUCCCUGGAGGAGAUGAAGAAGCUGGUGGGGGAUGUGUAUGGUGGUGGGGGUGCUCAAGGCCACGCUGCACGUCGAAUUGCCCACCAGGCACAGACAGCAGCUGCACCACCUCCACCCCAUCAUCCGGUGUCCACCCCGCUCUCACUGCUGCCCCUGGCCCAGUCGCUGCACUCAUUCGGGGGCAGCUCCGCUGCGCUUGCUGCCGCCACCGCCUCCAACCUCCAUCACCCCGCGGCCAUACCCGGUCAGGCUCCACACUCGCCCCCCUCGGCCGGGUACCUGGGUUUCCACACGUCGGCCCUGCCCAGCCUGCUGAAGGACCCGCUGCACCUGGCCUCCUCCUACAGGCAUUUCCCCGGCAUGCCCUGCCCCUGCUCGCUCUGCCAGCCUCUGCCUGUCUCCUCUGCCAGUCUGCAUAGCCUCACCAUGGGCAAGUGAACUCUGCCUGGGCGUGACUGUAGUCCAACUGAGAGAAGAGACUUGUGCAUCAUAAGAAAUGCCUGAUUGUGGAGAUCUUUGGUG